Molecule: messenger RNA, 360 nt
Organism: Brenthis ino (lesser marbled fritillary)
Lineage: Eukaryota; Metazoa; Arthropoda; Insecta; Lepidoptera; Nymphalidae
Source: the annotation of a GenBank genome assembly
AUGGCGACAUUUUAUAUUUUUGUUUUAGCUACUGUGAUUUGUAGUGUACGAAGUCUCCCAGUUGAUACGGAAAGUUCGUCAUCGUCUACCUCGACUGGAUUGCAACUUUUAGUAAAGAACUCGACGGAUACUGCUGACUACCAUCUCACACCCUAUGUCAGUGAGCUUGAGCAAAUGGAUGAGAGGAUCACCGAAGAAUUGGAGGCUAUUUUGCCAUAUAUUAACUUUUUGUUCGAUACAUUAUUCGAUCGGUCUAGUGAUGAUGAAGAUGAAUGUAUUGAUGAUAUGGUUAUUCAGCUAGUUCCAGAAAAGUCACUACCUAAAAAGGAUGAAGACACUACUGAACCUGCUAUCGCACCU